Messenger RNA from Theobroma umbraticum, 881 nucleotides. RefSeq lists its product as uncharacterized. Lineage: Eukaryota; Viridiplantae; Streptophyta; Magnoliopsida; Malvales; Malvaceae. The record is from RefSeq and is a predicted model, not a curated record.
CCACUAACAUGCACCAAAACUUGACGCAAACCAGAUUUCACACACAAUCCCAACUUUGUCUACAAAAAGCUUACAACUCCAAAUAUAUCAUGGAGAAGAAAAUGCAACUUAACUUUCUCCAUUUCACCGUCUUCCUUAUCUUCUCCUUGUCCGCUUUUAAUAUAGCUAGUGCUCGCGGUGACACGGAAAAACUGACCCCUUCCGAAAUGUCUACGGAGUCUAAUGCCCCAAGCGGGGACACCAAUGGCGCUAGCGGUUCAGGCCAUGGGCCUAACUGGGACUAUGGUUGGGGAUGGGGUUCAAGCCCUGCAGGCGGAUGGGGUUAUGGCUCCGGCUCGGGCCGGUCACCUAAUGGAUUCGGGAGGGGUUAUGGUUUUGGGUUUGGUUCCGGGACUGGGUCAGGCUCCGGGUACGGUUAUGGGUCUGGAGGUGAUGGUGCUCAUGGUGGAGGCUAUGGGGCUGGAAGUGGACAAGGCAGUUCCGGUGGCAGCGGCUAUGGUGGAGGAAGCGGCGGUUCAAGCGGCAACAGCAACACCUGGCCGUCAAGUAACAGGAAGCACCAUGGUUGAAAGGAAGGCCGGAGUACUUGCUAGGACAGUAUGGUUAGUAUGUAGCUAUAAAAGACAUGGUGUGAAAGUACGAUAUACAGUUUGAGUCUGCUUCGUACAAUAUUACGAUAUUAGUUCUUUUUAAGUUAAAACUAUCUUUAUGUACUGGGUAUAGUGAGUGUUUCUUCUAUUUGCCUGAUUGUCUUGAUCAUGGAUUUCAUCUUCAGCCACCUGAGCUACAACUUCAAGAGUUCUCCACUAUGCAGGGAGAAAAGGCCAUGUCUAACAGUUCUCAAUCCUUCACCUGCUUAUAAAUUAUAAUUAUUAACAAAA